Molecule: messenger RNA, 6090 nt
Organism: Lithohypha guttulata
Lineage: Eukaryota; Fungi; Ascomycota; Eurotiomycetes; Chaetothyriales; Trichomeriaceae
Exons: 1
Coding region: 1-6090 (2029 amino acids)
Biological process (GO): cAMP biosynthetic process; intracellular signal transduction
Molecular function (GO): protein binding; adenylate cyclase activity; magnesium ion binding
Source: RefSeq, a predicted model, not a curated record
AUGAGUUCAACCAGGAUCGUGCCGCACAACAAGCCUGGUAACAACACAUUGAGUAGGUCGACCACCAUAGCGCCAUGGGACGAACCCUCUUCCGACUUCGUUCGAGAUCGAGACCGAGAAGUUUCACCCCUCGAACAAGAUCCACAGGCCAUGAUCGGUGGUACACGGCCUUUCAAUCAGUCUUACUUUAAUGACAAUGCAAGAGAUGUUUCGUUGCCACCGUGGCCUCCCAGCAGUAACAAUACCUCUGAAGAAAGUCCAAACAUUUCCAUCGACGCAAGAAGACCAUCGGUCGCAAGCAAUGAAACUGUCAGUAGUUUGGGAUCUAAGCAUAGCGCCACCAAUGGCAAGUUUCAACGCAAAGCCCUGAAGGCCUUUUUCGGUGACGAUCCGAGCAAUAACCCUAGGAAAGGGUCACAAACCUACCUCACACAAAGUGAUGGUCCGGCUGCACACAAUGAAAGAGCUGUGAGAAAUAAUUCUGUGACGACUGCUCGCUCGGAAGAUCGGCCAAAAACACCUCAGCCUCAACCGCAGAGUAGUGUAACACCUUGGGCAUUUCAAAGUUUUGAGGAUGUCAGCAAGUACGGUUCUGCUCCAAUACGGCAAGAGCUUGGUCCACAAGAACAAGAAUCGAAUGGCACGACCCAAAAGUCAGGUGCGAGCAGCCUCAAGAAUAGGCUCUUGCACUCUGCACACAGGCCUACAAAGAGCAAAGACGAUUCGGCCAAGAUACCUUCACUGGCACCACCUACUAUGCCACAACGUCCCGCCACUAGCCGUGAGAUUUCUGGCAACAAUAUUAAUUCUUCCUCUACUUCAAUGAGCUCUCAAUCACCUCUGCUAACCAAAGUACAAUCAAAUACCCCACAAGAGGCCAAUGGACCCUCGAGCAAAAAACCUGGCUUACUUUCCAGAUUGAGACAUAGACACCGCGACAAAGAAGGUCCUGACGAAAAGUCACAAGAGGCUCAGCCACCAGUUCCCGGACCUGUACAGCGACAACGAGGCUACUCAGAAAAGUCGCAGCAAAAUCCGUCCAUUGUACCAUCGAGUACGUCCAGCCAAGAGCGGAAAGACAGAGAAAGUAGCGUGGCUUCAGUGGAAACAAUCAAGGGACCUGAAAUGCCUUCCGUCGGUAGGACAGACACGAAGCUAUCCACGAACUCGAAAGCCAGCAAGUUCAGUCACCGCUUGACUGGAAGGAACCGCGAUCGGGGUUCUAGUAACGCUCCAUCAUUCCCGCCUGAUAGUUUUAAGAACCAAGCAUUGCAGACACCAGGACUAUGGCACCUAGAUACCAAUUUGGGAGAUAUGUCGGAUGUCUUGCACAGUCCACCAGGAGGUGCAGGAUACUUUGACCAGCUUCUGGACAAAGAUGGCAAAAUGUUACCAGCAACUCCGGGACAAGAGAUAUCUGCUCCGAUAUGGGAUGCUCCCGAUAGCUGGGCUGUAAAAGGUCAAGAUAGCGGCAUAGGGACACAACCUCACGAUGUGGCAGAGAAUGGCCUGGAGGCUAUUGAAGAGGAGGACGGAAUAUCAUACUUCAUGCGUGUUUUCAGGUCUGACGGCACCUUCGCUACCCUCUCCAUGCUCGUCAACGCGACUGUGGCAGAAGUGCUACAGUCCCUGGCCAAAAAAUCUGUAUUACACGACGCGAUUGAGAAUUAUCAUCUGAUUCUGCGCAAAAAUCAGCUUUCUAGGCAGCUGGGUCCAAAUGAGAGACCGAUAGCCAUGCAGAAGAAGAUGCUAACACAAGCUGGUUAUCAGGAGAACGAUCAUCUUGAAGAGGUCGGAAGGGAAGAUAACAGCUAUUUGUGUCGAUUCACUUUUAGUCACGAAAAGCAGACGGGCUUCGGCUCGGGGUUAGACAACGAUCCGAGCUUCAACAGGAUGCAGAAGUUUAGUCACGUUGACUUGUCUGGAAAGUCUUUGAUCACUAUUCCCAUCAUUCUAUACACCAAAGCCUCGGAUAUUGUAUCUCUCAAUCUGUCGCGCAAUCUGGCUCUUUCUGUGCCCAAGGACUUCAUCACAAAUUGUAUCAAUUUGAAAGAGAUAAGAUUCACCGGCAAUGAGGCUUCAAAGCUACCAGCUAGUCUAGCGUGGGCUUCACGACUCAACGUCUUGGAUCUCUCGAAUAAUAGACUCGAAGAACUUGAGCCUGCUGAAUUGCAUAGGUUGACCAAUCUAGUCAGCCUGAAAUUGGCAAACAACAAUCUCUCAAAGCUGCCCAAUAACUUUGUCCAAUUUCGAGGACUACGAUCACUUAACAUCUCAUCGAACAAUUUCAAGGAAUUGCCAGAACAGGUCUACAACUUGCGCUCCUUAGCCGACCUCGAUAUCAGCUUCAAUAAGAUAUCCUCGCUACCUCGAAUCUCGUCGCUGACCACCCUGGAGAAGUUAUGGAUGACUAACAACGAUUUGAAAGGACCCUUUAAUGAAGGUUUCAAGCAGUUAUCGAAACUCAGGGAGAUUGACGCCAGGUUCAACAGUAUUACAAACAUCGACAACGUCGCGGGUCUACCGGAUCUGGAGCAAUUGCUCGUUGGUCAUAACUCAAUCUCUGCAUUCAAAGGCUCGUUCAAGAAAUUGCGUACUCUUGUCCUUGAUCAUAAUCCUAUGACAGCAUUUGACCUCGAAGAGCCCGUCCCGACGUUGACCUACCUCAACAUUGCUUCUGCAAAGAUUGUCGAGUUCAAGGACAGUAUAUUCGAGAACAUGGCUAAUCUGCAGAAGCUGAUACUGGACAAGAACCACUUCACGAACAUGCCGUCUGGAUUUGGGCGACUCACGAAGCUGCAGCACUUGAGCAUGGCGAAGAACCGCAUGGGUGCAGUGCCAGCAUCCAUUGGCAACCUAAUUGAACUGAAACAUCUGAACUUACGUGAAUGCAACAUUAAUAGGUUGCCUGGAGAGAUCUGGUACUGCAGAAGUCUCGAGAUGCUUAACCUAUCAUCUAACGUGCUGGACGCAUUUCCUAAGAUGAACGCCGUUCCGCCACCACCAUCUGAAAUCCAAAAGGAGUCUAACGCGACACUCACGCACUCUCCUAGCUUCGAAGAGCUGGGCAAGCUCGAAGACUUUCAAGCUCGCCGGCCUAGUCAGGCCUCUACUGGUAUGUUGAGCAUCGGCAGUUCUCCAGGCGCCACUGGACGUAAGAACUCCAUGGUUUCCAACUCGGGCGGUCGAAAGAUGUCUCAGAUUAGUAGGACGAAUACUGAUUACUCGAUGGCCACUGCAACCAGGAAGGACUCAAACUUAUCCCAAGCACGUUUGCAAAACACCUUUGCAGGAUCAAUGCGAUACCUCUAUCUUGCCGACAAUAGAUUGGAAGAUGACAUCUUUCGUGAACUGGCUUACUUGCUGGAGCUGCGAAUGCUCAACCUCUCGUACAACGAGAUUGAUGACUUCCCACAAGGCGUGCUGCGUCGAUGGCCUCAAUUGACAGACCUCUACCUUUCUGGAAAUACUCUCACUUCAUUGCCAUCCGAGGACUUCGAAGAAAACAGCAACCUCAGAAGUCUUUUCCUCAAUGUGAACAGGUUUCAGGUAUUGCCCGCGGAGCUUUGCAAUGUCCAUAAAUUGUCUGUUCUAGAUGUUGGUAGCAAUUCAUUGAAGUACAAUGUCUCCAAUUGGCCUUAUGACUGGAAUUGGAACAGGAAUCAAAACCUCAAGUACCUUAACUUCUCUGCCAACCGCAGGCUGGAAAUUAAGCCGGCCCAGCAAAAUGCAAUGAACCAAUUUGCAGCGAUGAAUGGUGGAGAGAUGCAAGACCUGACGAGUUUCAACAGCUUGAAAUACCUUCGCGUGCUCGGUUUGAUGGAUGUCACACUUUUGACCAACACUGUACCUGAUGACAACGAAGACAGACGUGUGAGGACAUCGGCUUCACUUGCUGGUGCCUUGCUUUAUGGCAUGGCUGACACACUAGGGAAGAACGAUCAUCUGGCCACCCUGGAUCUGCUCAAGCCAAACUUUAGAAGCCACGAAGCAGAAGUUGUUGUCGGAAUGUUCGAUGGUGAAACAUUGCAAAGUGGCGGCAGUAGAGUUGCCAAGUACCUUCACGAACACUUCGCUUCGAACUUCAUGGCCGAACUGAACAAAGCAGAACAAGCAAAGGAAACGCCGGAAGAUGCGCUCCGACGUUCCUUCCUCUCACUGAACAAGGAGAUGGCAAACUAUGCAAGCAGUGCCAUCGAGAACAGAGAGCAAAGACUACAAAAUGGCCAUCGUGCCUCUUCAGUCGCCAACCAACUCAGUGCCGACGAUCUUGAUGCUGGCUGUACUGCAGCAGUUCUGUACCUCAACGGAAUUGAACUCUAUAUCGCCAACGUAGGAGAUAUCGAAGCAUAUACUAUCUCGACUGACGGCAAAUAUACUCGACUAACCAGCAAGCAUCUUCCUUCAGAAGAAAGGGAACGUAUUCGAGCUGCAGGAGGUUACGUUUCACGACAAGGGAAGCUCAACGACACCAUCGAAGUCAGUCGUGCAUUUGGGUACUUCAGUGCCAUGCCCUCAAUCAUAGCAGCCCCCUGGACCAAGCAUAUGCAAAUUUUGGACACUCAUGAACUUAUAGUGGUUGCCACCAAGGAGUUUUGGGACUUCGUCACUGUCGAUCUUGCAGUCGACCUGGUACGAGCUGAAAAGGUCGAUCUUAUGAUUGCAGCUCAAAAGUUGCGAGAUAUCGCUAUCGCUUUUGGGGCACGAGACAAGAUCAUGGUUCAGGUUCUUGGUAUAUCUGAUUUGAGGAAGCGGAACCACCACAAGUAUCGUGCUGGCAGUUUCGCCCUCCCCAGAGAACUUGGAGCGGAAGAUGGACAGAUAUUCCCUAGCGCCAUACGGAAACGGAAAGGUCGUGAUCAGCCUGCAGAUUCUGAGUUGGCACGAAUGGAAGAGCCCGACGCACCCACAGGAGAGAUUGCUAUUUGCUUCACUGACAUCAAGAAUUCGACCAUGUUGUGGGAGAUCCUCCCCGUUCCGAUGCGAGGAGCAAUCCAGCUACACAAUCAACUCAUGCGGCGGCAACUAAGAAUUUGCGGCGGAUACGAAGUCAAGACGGAAGGUGACGCCUUCAUGUGUGCGUUCCCGACGGUUACGUCAGCACUGAUCUGGUGUUUCACAAGUCAAAACGCUCUGCUCGAUCUUGAAUGGCCUACAGAGAUUUUGGAUACUGUUCACUGCCAGGAAAAACGUGAUGCAGAUGAAAACAUUAUCUACCGUGGCCUUAGUGUCAGGAUGGGCAUUCACUGGGGUAGACCUGUAUGUGAACCCGAUCCAAUCACUCGGCGUAUGGAUUAUUUUGGACCUAUGGUGAACAAGGCUGCUCGAGUGUCAGCUGUUGCAGAUGGUGGGCAAAUAUCGGUGAGCACAGAUGCAAUUUCGGAAAUACGACGAACAUUUGAGGCAUAUGCAGAGGACGAUGAGAGAAGAGAUAGUGUCGGUUCUCAAGAUACCGUCGAUGAUCCUAUGACUGUGCAGCUCCGCAAGGAGAUGCGACAGAUUCAGAGCCUUGGCUUUGAGGUCAAAGAGCUUGGUGAGAAAAAGCUGAAAGGACUUGAGAAUCCCGAGUUCAUCUACCUGAUGUACCCGCAUGGUUUGGCUGGUCGCAUGGCAAUUCCACCAGGUGUUGGAGAUCUACCACUCAACCUCGGACCAUCAGCCGAUGAGAAGACUGAGCCUGGAGCGCUUGAUCAAAACAGCACUCUCCGACAAGGCUUAGACUUGGAAGCAGUAUGGCAACUAUGGGAUCUUGCAUUGCGACUAGAAAUGCUUUGUUCGACUCUGGAAGAUCCAGACAGGACACGAGGGCUAAAGAAGCCCGAAAUGAGUCUGCUGACAAGCAUGAAAGAAAGAGGAGGACAAAUCGGUGACAACUUCAUGAUCAACUUGAUGGAGCAUCAGGUUACAAGAGUUGAAAAUUGCGUAUCUGCCUUGCAGUUGCGGCAUAUGAUGAAGCCGCUCAGGGCUGGAGUUUCUAUCGCUGAUCAAGCAAGACCUAUCAAAAACAUAUUGGAUGAAGUUGCUGCUGCAUUACAAUAUUAUCGUAGUGGCGGUGGUAGCUGGGUUGAGGACGCCAGUGAUGAUGAAUGA